Molecule: messenger RNA, 1494 nt
Organism: Thamnophis sirtalis
Lineage: Eukaryota; Metazoa; Chordata; Lepidosauria; Squamata; Natricidae
Gene: GDF5
Product: growth differentiation factor 5
Cellular component (GO): extracellular region
Molecular function (GO): growth factor activity; cytokine activity
Source: RefSeq, a predicted model, not a curated record
AUGAAAAUCCAGUAUUUUCUUUCUAUACUGCUUUUGCACUUCAGUUGGUUUUAUCUGGUUUUCAUUUCCUUAAUAUUGAAUUGUGCUGAACCAAGCCAAGGUAACCUAGGGUUGAAAUUAGGAUUAUCUAAAGUAGAUGGAAAAGAGAGGCACCCAUUACCAAGGACAGGUUCUUUUAGAACAGGGAGCCAUGACUAUAAUGCUGGCAAUUCCAAACCUAGAACAAGAAGUAAUAUUGCUCAAGCUGGAGCUCUCUUGGCAAAGAGUGACAAUUUAAAGACGACUCUGCCUAAAGCAAGGAAUACAGAAAAGCAUGGAGGACUUACUUCAAAUAGACAACCAGGAAUAAGGACGGUGACUCCAAAGGUUCAGAAUUUUGGCCCUAAGGCCCCACUGAAAAAAUCUGGCACAGGGAAUCCACAUAGUUCCUUCAAAACCAAAACAAUCAAAGAACCUAUUACCCAAAGGGAAUCUAAAGAGGCAUUCAGGCAUCCUGCUGUCAUACCACAUGAAUAUAUGCUUGCCUUAUACCAAGCUCUUUCUAAUGCAGAACAGAAAGAUAUAAAUGGAAGUAUGAAACUGGAGAUGGGACUUGCCAAUACAAUUACAAGCUUCAUAGACAAGGGACAAGAUGACCAAGCUCCAGUUAAAAAGCAAAAAUACAUUUUUGACAUCAGUGCUCUAGAGAAAGAUGGUUUACUGGGGGCAGAAUUGCGGAUUUUAAGAAAAAGAGCUGAUAUUUGGAAACCUCAUCCUCCUGAGAAAACCUAUCAAGUGAAGCUAUCCAGUUGCUCUACAAGUAGGCAAGCAUCCAUUAUCUUGGAGUCUCGAACAGUCAACGUCAUAGAUACAGCAAAAUGGGAAGUGUUUGACAUUUGGAAAGUGUUUAGGAACUUUAAAAACUUUAAUAACUUGUGUUUUGAACUGGAGACUUUUGAAAAGGGGAGGCCUGUUGAUUUAAGGAUUGUGGGGUUUAAUAGAACAGGAAGGCAAGACAAGGAAAAGGCUCUUUUUUUAGUAUUUGGUAGAACAAAGAAAAGAGACUUGUUUUUCAAUGAAAUAAAAGCCAGAUCUGGUCAAGAUGACAAAACUGUUUAUGAAUACCUAUUUAGUCAAAGAAGGAAGAGAAGGGCUCCUCUAACAACCCAACAAGGAAAGCGGUCAAACAAAAAUUUGAAGGCAAAAUGUAGCAGAAAACUACUCCAUGUGAAUUUUAAGGAUAUGGGUUGGGAUGACUGGAUAAUUGCUCCUCUUGAAUAUGAAGCAUAUCAUUGUGAAGGACUUUGUGAAUUUCCUCUUAGGUCUCAUCUAGAACCCACCAAUCAUGCUGUUAUCCAAACAUUAAUGAACUCGAUGGAUCCAGAAUCAACACCUCCCACUUGUUGUGUUCCUACAAGGCUGAGCCCUAUUAGCAUUUUGUUUAUUGAUUCUGCAAAUAAUGUCGUUUAUAAACAAUAUGAAGACAUGGUGGUAGAGUCGUGUGGAUGUAGAUAA